AUGCCUCAAGUGGCGCUCUUGGUCCCCCUCCAUCCACCGCACAACUGUCCUCUAUGUCUCCCCAUUCCUAGGGAGUACAUCGAUCAUGCGGGCCUUGUCCGCCACUUAAGGAGGGAACACGCCACUGAGCUAAGCUUUGAAUGCUGGGUCUGUGGUCUCAUAAUGCCAAAGCUGAAACCCAUGAAAGCCCACCAGCUAAAGGACGGCGCCUGUAGAGCCAGUAUCGAGGCCUCUACUCCACCAGCUCCUAUACCUGAGAAUAGGAGAAUUCGCCGCUUUCACACCAGACCCAGGCAACGCCGAGACCGUCGGGCCACCUCCACUCCGCCCACCAACGAUGAUCCAUCUUCACAAUCGGCAAACAGCCCAUCACCCACUGAGGGCGACUGGACGCCAGUGACACGUCGUCGGAGCAACCGGAGGAGAUCGAAUGGCGCUCAGCAGCGCCGGGCCACUCGCCCCGCACCUACCUCGUCUCCGACCAGUGCGGGCCCCCCCGUGGCACCCGAUCCUAUUCCUCCCCCCAGCGGCACUCCGCCACCCGUUGCUCACCACACUGCGUCCCCACCGCCUCCCACUCCAAACCUGACUACACGCAAUAGUCAGCGUACCAUUGCCCAGUCUCCCAGACUCCAGCAUCCACCUUCCUUUCACCAAAUCCCGCAGACGACAGACUUGCCCAUUCUGCUGGGCACAAGGCUGUCUCCUUGUGCGGACCCUUCGAUGGAGCACCCACAACCACCCUCGCAGUCUUCCUCAGCUGUCCCCAGCUGGGCCUACGCCUGGAGGGAUAGGUUUGAUGUGGCUCUCGAUCCGGAUAUGCUGGAGGUCAUGGUCGAUGACUUCGUGGCGCUGGCACAACAAAUUUGUGACGUCAGGGUCUUCGAACCCUCUAACAACAAUCGUCACCAGCCAGUCUCAGCCACCGAUCCUAGUAGAAUCCAAAGGUUGUACAGGAUCAAUAGAAAACGGGCAAUGACCAUAAUAACUGAGGGCCAGCCAACCUACUGCAACAUAGACCGAGACCAGCUAUACCAACACUUUCGGUCAGUCUAUGCCGCUUCUUCUCAACAACAAGGCCCACGUCCAUCGUCCUUCCCAACAGCCUUGCACCACGACUUUAAUGAUCCACUAUCUGCACCCUUCACUCCAUCUGAAAUCCAAACACGCUUCAAGCGUUGUCACAACACCGCUCCAGGGCCUGAUGGGCUCAGAUACCACCAUUGGAGCCGGAUAGACCCGCACGGUGUCAUGUUGUGCAGCUUGUUCAACGCGGUGCAAAGGACGUCACACACUCCUCGCUGGUGGCGGUGUUCCAACACCAUCCUCCUCUACAAAGACGGCGACAAGCAGGAUGUUAACAACUGGCGCCCGAUCGCCCUGUCCUGCACUUUAGGCAAGAUAUAUUCUGCCUGUCUCGCCAGCCGUCUCUUAUCUUGGUGCCUAGACAACCGCAUCUUCUCCAACUCACAGAAGGGGUUUCUCCCCUACGAAGGCUGUCUAGAGCACAAUUUCUUACUGCAAGCCACCAUCAAAGACGCCAGGCGUCGGCGAUCCGAAUGCCACAUUGCGUGGCUCGACAUUGCCAACGCCUUUGGUUCCGUCCCCCACCACACCAUUAUCCAAUGUCUCGAGUGGUGUGGACUUAGCGAGGACAGCAUUACCAGCAUCUCUAACUUACUAGCUAAUUGCUCCACUAGAGUCAGAGCUAGCGAUGGUUACACAGACAGCAUCCCCAUCCUCUCUGGGGUUAAACAAGGAUGCCCCCUCAGCCCGUUAAUUUUUAAUAUUGUAAUUGAGACGGCUAUCCGUCACGUCAGAAGCCUGAAAGAGGGCUACACUCUCAUGGGCGAGGAGGUAGGCAUCAUUGCAUAUGCUGACGAUCUGGCCUUAGUCAGCGCCACUAAAGAUGGACUACAGCGGCAACUGGAUGCCAUCACCGAGUGGGCUGACUGGGCGGGCCUCAGGUUCAAGCCCAGGAAGUGUGCCACACUGUCGAUCAUUGGAGCCCGGCAUACUUCAGACAACAACAUCACCUUCAGUCUGCAAGGCUCGCAACUCCCCAGUCUCCGCCCCGAUGAAUCCUAUAAACAUUUUGGGGUUCCCACUGGGUUCGCCACAAACCCAACUGAUUCCAACAUUUUUCAAAAGAUAACGGAUGACAUCACCCGCUUGGAUCACUCUAAACUAGCUCCUUGGCAGAAGAUCGACGCUACGAAUACCAUCCUCCUGCCAAGGUUAUCUUUCCACCUGCUAGUGGGUUCGAACCCAAAGCAACCCCUACACAAGCUGGAUCGCCACAUAAUUAAGCACGCCAAAAAAUGGCUAAAUCUACCCCAGAGGGCAAGCUCUGAAAUUGUUAAUAUCGAACAUGACUACGGAGGCGCAAACAUCUCCUCCUGCUAUACCCUCGCAGCCAUUUCUCAGGUUACACAGGCGAUGCACUUAUUUACUUCCAAGGACCCCACCAUCUGUUCCUUGGCUCUCAACUUCCUCAAAGAUGUGGUCAAGAAGAGAAUAUACCGCGACCCGUCUUUAGAGGACGUUUGUACCUACCUGAACGGGUCCAUGAGUGACGAAUUUGGUGCAAAAUCUUAUGACAUCUCGUCUAUGUGGACUCGCCUUCGCAUAGCCACUCGUCGGCUUCGCAAAACCAUCAAUUGCGAAUGGAUUCCGGUAGGCGACACCAUUGCCAUCGCCUGUGAUGACCACCUGGUCACCAGAUCCAGCUGCACAAAAAUCUUGUCGAUGAAAUUCAAGGCGGCGCAACUUACCCGCUUGCUUAGGAAGCCUGAUCAAGGCAAGGCCUAUAGAUGUAUAGCCAAGCACCCCGCCAGUAAUCACUUCCUACGCAGCGGCAAUUACACCACAUUUGCGGACUGGAGAUUUGUCCACCGCGCCCGCCUGAGCGUUGUCCCGCUCCAUGGUCUUCGACGUUUUGGCAAUACCUCCAAAAAGUGUAGGAGAUGCAGCCACCCCCAGGAAACAUUGGCGCAUGUGCUUAAUCACUGCACAAGAAAUUUGCACAUUGCCACCAAGCGCCACGACGCAGUAUUGGGGAGACUUCAACGUGCAAUCCGGCCCGACAACCUUCAAAUCUACAUUAACCAGCAAGUCCCCGGAUUCGACAGCCGCUGCCGCCCAGACCUCGUGGUAAUAUGUGAAGACGCCAAAACAGCUACAAUAGUAGAUGUCUCCAUCCCCUUCGAGAACGGGCAAGAGGCAUUUACUAUCGCCAGACAGUCCAAGGUGGAAAAAUAUAGGAGCCUAACCGACCACUUCAGAAGUUUGGGUUACGAUACUGUAUGCGAUGCGUUCAUCCUGGGAUCUCUCGGCGGAUACGACAUCAACAAUACAUCCAUCAUCCAACGGCUAGGUAUCUCCCGAAAGUACAGCAGCACCAUGAUCAAACUCAUGGUUAGCGAUACAAUUCGCUGGAGUCGGGAGAUUUACCACCACCACCUCCAAACCUUCCACUAG
Molecule: messenger RNA, 3480 nt
Organism: Centruroides sculpturatus (bark scorpion)
Lineage: Eukaryota; Metazoa; Arthropoda; Arachnida; Scorpiones; Buthidae
Exons: 1
Coding region: 1-3480 (1159 amino acids)
Source: RefSeq, a predicted model, not a curated record